AUGCCCGCGUUCGUGCCUCUACGGAGCCGAAAUGCCCUUCUGUGUUCGCUGGGAAUAGUGGCCCUGCUGCUGUUCCUGGUACAUCAGUCUGGUUCGCCCACGCCGGCGCCUCUGCCGCCCAUGCCAGGCACCUACCAGUACUUCACCGAAAUCGACUUUAAGUAUCACACGCGACAAUUUGGAGCCAUCAGCCAUUGCGAUCCGAGAUUCGCACCAAAGGACCCCCCUGGGAUCCCCGAAACGCGGCAGGCGCUGGUCGCACUGCUGAAAUCUUACAUGGCAACCAUGAGCCAGCUAGGCGCUGACGACGGUACAUGGAUCGCUCACGGCGCCUUACUGGGCUGGUAUUGGAAUCAAAAACUGCUGCCCUGGGAUACGGACCUGGACGUGCAAAUGUCGGCUGAGACGCUGGCCUAUCUUGUCCCCUUCAACAUGACAGAGUACUGGUAUGUCAUGGCCGGCGAAGAGAAACCCAGGACAUACCUGCUGGAUAUCAACCCGCACCAUUCGAUUUCGUCGACCCGUGAUGUCGCCAACAAAAUUGACGGCCGCUGGAUCGAUACUUCCAACGGCAAGUACAUCGACAUCACAGCCGUGCAUGUUCGCCCCCUACUGUCAGAUGUCCAAGACCCGCCGCAAGCGCCGAUUUUGUUCUGCAAAGACGGUCAUGAGUACCAGAGGGAUGAUUUGUUUCCGUUACGCGAUACGAGCCUAGAGGGUGUCCGGGUCAAAGUGCCUCGAGACAGUGCGAAGGUGCUUCAGGAUGAAUAUGGGAAGAAGUCUUUAACAAACACACGCUUUCACUGGCAUCGAUUUGACAAAUCAAAGCAAAUCUGGGAGCCGGAAUGA
Molecule: messenger RNA, 849 nt
Organism: Rhinocladiella mackenziei CBS 650.93
Lineage: Eukaryota; Fungi; Ascomycota; Eurotiomycetes; Chaetothyriales; Herpotrichiellaceae
Exons: 2
Coding region: 1-849 (282 amino acids)
Source: RefSeq, a predicted model, not a curated record